Aspergillus terreus NIH2624 is the source of this 1947-nucleotide messenger RNA. RefSeq names its product putative C2H2 finger and ankyrin domain protein. The transcript has 2 exons. Bases 1 to 1947 code for a protein of 648 amino acids. The record is from RefSeq and is a predicted model, not a curated record. Lineage: Eukaryota; Fungi; Ascomycota; Eurotiomycetes; Eurotiales; Aspergillaceae.
AUGGUAGCGGAUAAACACACAAUAGAGGAUCUUAUCAAAAGGCCUUUGUAUGUAUAUGACCUUCCACAGGAGCUCCUCACGACGCUAGCCACAAAGAACGACGAACAAGGGAUCACAAUCGUCCAAGACAAUCUCGACACCCCUCGAGAGAGUCCAUAUGAAGCAGCACAAGACCUUGCAAUUGCCUCCUCGACUUCCUGUGCCCUCUGCAAAGUCUCAUUCCUGAAUGUCCAAGAACAGCGAAGCCAUGUCCGGUCGGAUCAUCAUCGAUACAAUCUAAAGGCACAGCUCCGAGGCAACCCCACGCUGGACGAAGUGCAGUUUAACAAGGCAAUUGGAGAGCUAGACGAAUCUAUUUCCGGGUCUGAGUCAUCUGAAGCUGACGAUGAGGAUGACAAUGGCGGGCAACUUUCGGCCUUGUUGAAAAGGCAGGCCAAGAUCUCCCAGGUGAAUGAAGAUGAAGAAGCAGAAACAUCACCGAAAACAAGGUCUGGAAAACAUCCCCUGUUUUGGUUUUCCAGCCCUCUCCUGCCUCCGAACACGUCACUCGGCAUUUAUAGAGCCUUGUUUUCGGAUGUAGAGCAGGACGAGCCGCGACACUUGGUUGAAUCUCUGCGGAAGAAACAACUUGCCCCUGUCAACCCGCAGAGAACCAAUGACCAGGUGGGAGACGGUCAACCUCAACAGACUCCAUCCAGCCCACAUAUAUUCUUGUGCAUGAUCGGAGGUGGCCACUUUGCGGCCAUGCUUGUUUCCCUGGUCCCGGAGAUCCACCGAAGACAAGGCGGCAUCGAAGAACGCCAGGCGCGUGUGAUCGCGCACAAGACAUUCCACCGCUACACCACCAGACGCAAACAGGGUGGCUCACAAUCAGCUAGCGAUGCAGCCAGAGGCGCUGCGCACUCUGCCGGUUCAAGCCUGAGACGGUACAACGAAGCCGCAUUGGAGAAAGAGAUCAGAGAGCUGUUGACGGAUUGGAAGCAGAUGAUCGACGAUGCCCAGCUGUUAUUUGUCAGGGCGACCGGAAGUACGAACAGACGGAUCCUUUUUGGAAACUAUGAUGGACAGGUCAUGAAACAGAAUGAUCCGCGACUGAGAGGAUUCCCUUUUAGUACCCGCCGAGCCACCCAAGGUGAACUCAUGAGAUGUUUCAAGGAACUCACUCGCGUGAAAGUCAGUCAGGUUGACGAGGCUGCGCUCGCCGCGACCGAAGCGAAACAGCGACAAGAAGCAUCCAAACCAUCAACACCUCGACCUCAACAACAGAAGCCGAAGGUGUCGAAGGAGGAUGAAGCUGCCAUGCUUCACACGACUCAAAUCCAGGCCCUUAUCCGUCGCUCGAAGAUCCCCGCUCUCGUGUCCUAUUUGUCAAAAAACUCUAUACCCCCCUCGUUCACAUUCCAACCGCGCGAUUCGCAGCAGAAUUUCCGCGCGCCCACACCUCUUCACCUCGCUGCGAAUCUAAAUUCGCCGGCCAUGGUCCUGGCUCUCCUGACCAAGGUAGAGGCAGAUCCAACCGCAACGAAUGGCGAAGGAAGAACUCCGUUUGAGCUGGCCGGUGACCGCGCCACACGUGAUGCUUUCCGGGUUGCGCGUCACGAGCUUGGCGAGUCCAAAUGGAACUGGGAGGCUACCAAGGUCCCGUCUGCACUAUCUAAAGCUGACGCCGACAGCCGCACGGAGCGGGAACGCAAAUCCGCAGAAGAGGAAGAGGCUAAUCGCCGCCAGGCGGAACUGGAUCGGCUAAAGAAAGAGGACGCAGUCAAGGUCGCUUCCCAGGAGGCACGGAAGCCCGCCGGCCGGACCCUCGGGGCUGUUGAGAAAACAGCCCAGGAGAAAAGGGAGGAAGAGACGCGAGGAAUGACACCAGAGAUGCGAAUGCGUUUGGAGAGGGAGCGACGAGCUAGAGCGGCCGAGGAGCGCAUACGACGAAUGCAAGGGCGAUGA